GCAUCUAUAUAUCAAAUGCUGAUUGGCUUGGAUAUCGAAGUAACAAGAAAUGAUUGUCAAAGUGAUGCCAGCAAAAAACAUAAAAAUCAACAAGUAUCUGGUUCAAGAGGUAACAAGCCAGACUUAAUGGUCCAAGCAUUUUUCAAACAAAAGUGGAACAAAAUCGCAUACGUCAAAAGCGGAAAAUGGAAAUCAACAGACACAAAAACCCAUAAUGAUCAUAAUAAGUUGGCUUGUUUCACCUCAGACGGGUAUGCUGAUUUGUCAAAAAAGACCAAAAAGGAUAAGCUGUAUAAAUUCUGCAUUGUAUUUGGUAUAAAUAUUACAGAUGACCACUGUGUUGAUGUAUACAGAUUGUUACAAGAAAAAGGUAUAAAGUUUUACCUCCCUAUCAUAAAAGCCAAGAUUCCUUUACAUAACGAAUCUGUGGAUAAAGUUGAAGAAUUUGUGCAUGCCUUAUUAAUCUUGCGGGAUACUGAAUCAAAGUUGUUGUUAGAAUCAGUCAAGAUUGGCAGUGAGACAGAUGAAAAAAAUAUACCGAAUUCCACUGAUAUCUCUGCAGCUAAUAAACCUAUAAUAAAUCUUAGUAAAUUUUUGCGUAAAAAAAACAUGGAGCCACCUGAAAACAUUGAUACCCAAAUUAUUCCCAUAUCUUUAGAGGAAAAAUCCUAUAACCAUAUACAGGAAGUUGAAAACGUGACUCUGUAUCUUGAAAAACAAGAAGAGACAAAGUCUCAAAUCUCCAACUCAUCUACUAUUUCUUCCCCAGUUGAAAUGCAUCCUCAGAUUUCAAUGGGAGGAAUAGGGGCAAUUCCUGUGGCAGACGCAGUAGCAACCUCACUCUGUGAGAAUAGAGGUCGAGAGCUUUCAGGGAGGACUGGUGCUUAUAUUUCAGAAUUAUCCUCAUUUGAACCAAAAUAUUAUCAAAGUUUUCAGGUUGAUGAAUCUAUAAUGUAA
Entrophospora candida is the source of this 957-nucleotide messenger RNA. Lineage: Eukaryota; Fungi; Glomeromycota; Glomeromycetes; Entrophosporales; Entrophosporaceae. The record is from the annotation of a GenBank genome assembly.